GUUUGUUUGGAGCUGUCAGGAAAGGUGUGAGUUUUUCACACUUGCAGUGUAGUUCGAGAGCUGCUCAAGUUCGCUGUCAUCAUGUCGACUAGUGUGCUGAACACCAUUUUGGCUGUGGACAAGGAGCAGGAGCUGCUGCAGAGCUUCAUACGCACUGGCGCCAAUGCGGACGAGGAGGCAUUGGAGGAGUCAAACAAGAGGUCAAAGGGUCGCAGUCGUGCCUCCCACAAGCUGCCCAUUUGGGAAAGACGCGACUCGUAUGGCGGCGGCGGCGGCGGUGGCGGCAAAUCCUCAACAGAUCGCGCUGCUCGCAGAACUAGCAAGCAUCCGGACGAUUUGGAUGCUGGCGGCUCAAAGCGAGGCAAUCGCAUCGAGGCGGAACUGCGUGCGGCACGCAAACGCAUCGAGGAGCAAAUGCUGAAGAAAAAGAAGCCCAAGGAGAAUUUCGUCGACUUCUACACGGACAAGGAUCGUGCCGCGGCUGUCAGUGCCGGCGCCUUCGACAUUAAGCAAAGUCUGCAGAUCAAACAGAAGCAAGAUCGCAACGAGGCGCUGCUAAUACCCGACGAGGCCGACAUCAGUUCGAUAAUUGCGCUCGGCUUGAAGGAGAUCAAAAAUGCGAAUCCCGAAAAUGCAAUACAUUUCUUUUGCAAGGCUCUGGAGCUAAACAGCACGGACAUCAAUGCUCUAAUUUCGCGCAGCAAAUGCUACUUGCUGCUGGGCGAGGCAUCGAAGGCGCUGCAGGAUGCCGAAACGGCGCUAGCUGAGGACAAGAACAACAUACGCGCCAUAUACCAAAAGGCCGAGUCGCUCUACUAUCUGGGCCAGUUCGAGCAGAGUCUGAUGUUCUUCCAUCGCGGACUGCGCGCUCGACCAGAGCUGGCGCUGUUUCGCCUGGGCGUGCAGAAGACUCAGGAGGCCAUUGAGAAUACCAUUGGCACCAAGACGCGCUCCAAUCAGCCGCUGGCCACGGCCAAGAGUGGCAUAUCGCGCAAAUCGGGCGAUAAUACGCCCAAGGCACAGGCACAGCCGCAGCUCGUGCGCCAGAAGGCCACAAAGGCGGACCUGGAACGGCGCAACGCGCGCAAACUGCUGGGCGAGCUGUGCGUGGACAAGGAGUAUCUGGAGAAGCUGCUGCUGCAUCCGGAUCUGAUGCGCGCCGACACCAACACUGAGAACAUAUCUGUUUUGGCCAAAGAGGCGGUUUGCUUUCUCAACAAACGUCAGGAGUUCUGGCGCCAACAAAGACCCUGCACAGCUCUACCAAAUCACAAGAGUCUGCCCAAUGAAGCAAUUCCCAAAUGGUUCUAAGGCUUAUAGAGGCUAUUAAGUAAACAGUAAACAAUGAGCCCUAAGCAACCCAAGAUCUUUGCCAGCUCUACCAAAU
Drosophila hydei is the source of this 1387-nucleotide messenger RNA. Its product is annotated as tetratricopeptide repeat protein 25. The record is from RefSeq and is a predicted model, not a curated record. Bases 82 to 1311 code for a protein of 409 amino acids. Gene Ontology annotation, cellular component: cytoplasm. Gene Ontology annotation, molecular function: protein binding. The transcript is spliced from 2 exons. Lineage: Eukaryota; Metazoa; Arthropoda; Insecta; Diptera; Drosophilidae.